AUGCCCGGAGGUGUUUGCGCCGUUCUCGACUACGAGGUCGAGUUGAUGGCCGAUUAUGUUUCUGAAAUGGCUACUCGAAUUGUCAUGCCGCAAAACGCCGUCAACACCGCCUUCAGGAAGUUUGUGUCACAGAUUCUCACUUCCACUCGGCUCCCCAGCACUACCAUCCUUCUCGGCAUGAACUACCUUGCCAAGCGCGUCAACAUGAUGAAGGCUAACGGCCAGACCACCCAUUCCGAAGGUCAAAUCUGGCGCAUGUUGACCAUCUCACUUUUGCUUGGAAGCAAGUUUCUGGACGAUAACACUUUUCAGAACAAGUCCUGGUCCGAAGUGAGCGGGAUUCCCGUCAAGGAGCUCAACACUCUGGAAUAUGAGUGGCUCGGUGUGAUUGGCUGGCGGCUGUAUGUCAACCUCGAUGAGAGUGAGGAUUACAAUGCCUGGCUGGCAAACUGGAAGGAAUGGUUGGAGGCGAAGAAGUUGCAACAAGCUCAGGCCAACCGCGAACGCUUGGCCUCCCUUGUGCCUCCUAUCAAGACCGACAUUUCCCGAUCUCGGUUCUCCUCGGCUUGGGAGCAGAAGCAGAUUGCCGAGUAUGAGAAGCUAUCGAGCAUCAAGCGCAGCCAAACCACUCACGUUGCUUAUUCUCGCCACGAGCAGUCCGUGUGGGGUCAUUGGUCGCAGCAACAGGCGCCGUUGACGCCUCCCGACUCUGGAUACGGAACGCCCGAGUAUGUCAACUCGGCGACAUCGGUCAAUUCCCACUACAACGAGUGGUUCGAUAGUGCGGUUAGGGACCAUUGCCAGGCCUCUCGGCAAUACCAGCAGCCUGCGUCAUAUAACUCGUUCUAUCGCGGCCUGUCCAAUCGUCACCAGAACAGCACUUCGGGGUACUGGAACUACACCCACAAUGUUUGGGAGCAUUCCCUUUCCGGUGAUUGCAACUGCGCUACUUGUGCUGCUACGGACAACUCGCCUCCAUACUUCAUGGGUCACACCUACGGACAGCCGGUUGUUGGCUAA
Messenger RNA from Neurospora tetrasperma FGSC 2508, 1020 nucleotides. RefSeq lists its product as uncharacterized. Gene Ontology annotation, cellular component: nucleus; cyclin-dependent protein kinase holoenzyme complex. The record is from RefSeq and is a predicted model, not a curated record. The transcript has a single exon. The coding region runs from base 1 to 1020 and encodes 339 amino acids. Gene Ontology annotation, biological process: regulation of cyclin-dependent protein serine/threonine kinase activity. Gene Ontology annotation, molecular function: protein kinase binding; cyclin-dependent protein serine/threonine kinase regulator activity. NCBI's taxonomy places the organism in Eukaryota, Fungi, Ascomycota, Sordariomycetes, Sordariales, Sordariaceae.